Messenger RNA from Ooceraea biroi (clonal raider ant), 1289 nucleotides. RefSeq names its product luc7-like protein 3. Gene Ontology annotation, molecular function: mRNA binding. The record is from RefSeq and is a predicted model, not a curated record. NCBI's taxonomy places the organism in Eukaryota, Metazoa, Arthropoda, Insecta, Hymenoptera, Formicidae. Gene Ontology annotation, cellular component: U1 snRNP. Gene Ontology annotation, biological process: mRNA splice site recognition.
UUGAGAUGUUGGAGUCGUCAUCCGGUCGUCGCAGUGUCGAGAUUCUUCCAAUUUUUAGUGUCGUAAAGUGCGGUGGUCUUUAAAUUUAACAAAUUUAUCGUGAUCGUUGUGGAUUUUCCGUAAUUUUAACGAGUUUGUGGACGAAUUUCACGUACGAAUCGACGCAAUUGCGCGGUGAAGUAAGAUGGCCGCCGCCGCAGCUGCUGCUCUGCUCGAUGAGCUAAUGGGCAGAAACAGAAAUGUCUUGCCUAACGAAAAACCCAAAGAACUCAACUGGGAGGAUCCUGAAUUUUGCAAACUUUAUUUGGUGAAGUUCUGCCCUCAUGACUUAUUUGUUAACACGAGAGCAGACUUGGGUGCCUGUCCGAAAGUGCAUGAUGACGAGGCUAGGGAAUUAUUCGAAAAGGCACCCUAUUCGUAUCGUAAGCAGCAAUACGAGGAUGAAUUUAUCAGAUAUUGCCAGGGCAUGUUGAACGAAGUGGAACGAAAAAUUGUAAAGGGAAAGCAGCGAUUGGCGCUGAUUGGUAGAACGGAAGCACCAACGUUAACGCCAGCGCAAACGCAGAGGAACGAAGAGCAGAUCGCUCUGUUAACGGAGAAGAUAAACAAGCUAGUGGAGGAGGCUGAGCAAAGUGGAAUCCAGGGCAACGUGGAGCAGGCCCAGGGUCUGAUGCGUCUUUGCGACCAGCUGAAAGAGGAACGCGAAACCCUGAGGAAGUCCAACGACAACAGCCAUUACAAUCAAACUGCUGAAUUGGCAGCUGCGCAGGAGAAACAGAUGGAAGUGUGCGACGUGUGCGGUGCAUUCCUCAUCGUGGGUGAUGCCCAGCAGCGAAUCGACGAUCACUUGAUGGGAAAGCAGCAUGUCGGUUACGCAAGACUGAAGAGCGCCCUUCAAGAGAUAAUGAGCAAGCGCGAGAAAGCGCGCGACGAGAAAGAACAGCGGAGGGAGGAGGAGCGGAAGCAAAGGGCGCGAGCGAACGAGGAGCUUGACAGGCGACGGAGAGACGGCGACAGGGACAGAGAGCGCGACAGAGACAAAGACAAACGUCGCAGACGAAUGGACGAAGACAAGAGCCGCUAUGACUCGGGCAGUCACAGGAAUGCUGGACAUAGAAGUAGAAGUAAGUCACGGGACAAGCAUCACCGAGACGAAGAAAGUCAUCGACGUCAUAGCCGAGAUAAAGGAGGUCGCGACCACCGGAGUUCCAGUCAUCAAAACCGCCGUCGUCACCGCUCGCGAAGCCGAAGUCACAAGUAACUUCUCUUGAUUGGUUAGUGAGUGAGAA